AUGGCGCGCCAACCUAAUUGGUUCUGCACGCCGUUGCCCAUCAUCAAAUUUCUGCAGAUCGUCUGCGCCCUAGUCGUGAUCCUAUUUUUCAUGGAUGGUAGGCAGCAGUGGUCUCCCUACACCCUGAUUUUCCUGAUAGCCGUGAUCACUGUGGUAGUAAAUGUAGUACUGCUUGCCCUGCACUAUUUCGACGUCGUAAGAACGAACAACGCGGUCCCAUGGUUGUCAGUGGAGCUUGCUUGGAACAGCAUCCUUGCCCUGUCGUAUCUUAUUGCGUUUGGUAUCCUGACUUAUGAUUGGUGGGAGAUUCGUGGAAACCGCUGGUCUCAUCAUUCUGCUACUCCACCGAGGAACAUUGGAGCCGCUGGAUGGGUCAACCGAGUAUUGUGCGUCGCCGUAGCCAGCCUGAUCAAUACAGUCCUGGCCCUAAUGCUUGUGCAAAGGCUUCGCAUCCACAAAUUGGCC
Messenger RNA from Mesorhabditis spiculigera, 465 nucleotides. NCBI's taxonomy places the organism in Eukaryota, Metazoa, Nematoda, Chromadorea, Rhabditida, Rhabditidae. The record is from the annotation of a GenBank genome assembly.